GAUCAUUUUGUGCCAAAUUCUUUUUUCCCAUAGGAAGAAAAGACUGGUCAGAAGCCGUCUGAAGCCAGAGAGAUAAAGCUGUACGCCCAGAUCCCCCCAAUAGAGAAGAUGGACGCAUCUCUCUCCACACUUAGUAGUUGCGAGAAGCUUUCCCUGUCUACUAACUGCAUUGAAAAGAUUGCCAACCUGAAUGGCCUAAAAAACUUGAGGAUUUUGUCCUUAGGAAGAAACAACAUAAAGAACCUAAAUGGACUGGAAGCAGUAGGAGAGACAUUAGAAGAACUGUGGAUCUCUUACAAUUUUAUUGAGAAGUUGAAAGGGAUCCAUGUGAUGAAGAAGCUGAAGAUCCUCUACAUGUCUAAUAACCUGGUGAAAGACUGGGCUGAGUUUGUGAAGCUGGCGGAACUGCCAUGCCUGGAAGACCUGGUGUUUGUGGGCAAUCCCCUGGAGGAGAAACACUCUGCUGAGGGCAACUGGAUCGAUGAAGCGACCAAGAGAGUGCCCAAGCUGAAAAAGCUGGAUGGUACUCCAGUAAUUAAGGAGGAUGAGGAGGAGGAAGGCUAAGGCUGUACUUUCUACUUCAUGUUAAUUUAUUUAAAUGUUAUGAGAAAAAUAGAUGAGUUUUGUAUAAUGUCUAUUUUAAAGAUUUUGUGGGGGCAGAGUUCUUAGCAUAAAACACACCUCUCACUUCCAUCCUUAAAAACCCUAUUUCGUGUUUCUCCCUCAGACUGAUAGCACUAACUUUAGUUUAGUCUCAACUUGGAAACUACACAUUUCCUGGUUUUGUCCAGUUACAUAUGUCAUCUGUCUCCUAAAAUUUAUGGACCACAGUCAUUUUUAACAGCAAAGGGACCUGCUCUCUGCACUCAGUUGCUUAGUAUUUUUUUAGGCCAGGCAUUUAAAAGAUAUACGUUCAAUUCUAUACAAGGUUCAUAUCCUUCUAACUCAAAAGCACAAAUGUAUCAGCGCAGCGGUUCAGGAGGCAGCGUGGUGAUGGGAAACACUCUGUGAGAACCCAGCUGUGCCUGGGACUAAGAGGAAGAAGGACUGUCUUGGAGCCUUCUUAGCUCAGCUUACCCUCGCUUACUUCUUUUUCCAAAAAUGUGUGCACCGUCAACUGGAAUUCAGGUUAUGCCACAUGGAUGGCCACUCAAGUCAUUAUAUGUACAACCAGACACCCAUAAUCCCAUCAGUGGCUAAUGCAUCUGGCACACUCACUCCUUUGAUAGUAAGGGUUAACUUUUGUGGACCUUACUUUAUGCAGAGUUUUAAAAAUAAUUUCUCAUAUGUUUAAAGCAGUAGAGAACAGUUCUAAGUAUCU
Molecule: messenger RNA, 1321 nt
Organism: Acomys russatus (golden spiny mouse)
Lineage: Eukaryota; Metazoa; Chordata; Mammalia; Rodentia; Muridae
Gene: Dnal1
Product: dynein axonemal light chain 1
Exons: 6
Coding region: 109-564 (151 amino acids)
Cellular component (GO): cytoplasm
Molecular function (GO): protein kinase binding
Source: RefSeq, a predicted model, not a curated record